AUCGGACCCCGACGCUCGAUUGCACACUCGCGUGUAUCACACAGAGUCUCAACCGACCUGCAACCGUAAAUAGUGCUCGUGUAAACACUGGAUCUACUGAAACGCGGUUCCUUCGUGACAGUGGCACGGAGCCUUCCGCCCUCGAGCCGCCGUACCGUGCGUGUGAGCACUCGCGACCACCUCGCAGCCGCCUGCGCUGAGGUACCUACACGGCCUAACUUCGGUUGAAGGCCUUAACGUGACCGCGUCGAGGUGCUAACAUAAAGACCCUACAGAGUCACGUACUACAAGCAGCAACUUCUGUGUUAUUUUUUAUCACUUCCCAGUCACCUUCGACGCAAAUCUUAUCUGUAACAGCCAAGAAGUACUUUUAUUCUCAUGACAUUUUUCUAUAUUUACUGUAAGUAAAUAUAUCACGAGAUAUUUGAAUGGAUCUGUUAUAUAUUUUCAAAUAAUCUAACAAUGAAGACGAGAGAUCGUCGAUUAAAGUACGACUCUCGGGGAGCAAAACAAGAGCUAAAAGGGACUAAGCAAGAAGUGCAAGGAUCAAAACAAUACAAUGGAGUGAGUUCAGAGAGCCGUGGAAAGAAGCCGGAUGUUCGAGGGGACAAACGUUCAGCGAAUACAGAAAACUCAGGUGCUCGGACGCGUGCCAAGCGGUCUGGGGUGGAAGCUGUCAAAUUGCACCUGCAGGCUACUGGGGGCACGGGGCGAUCAUCCCGCUCAGCUACCUCGGUUCGAAAAACAAGCAUCCGAAUGACUGCUAUCAAAGAGUAUCCAUUCGACCUGAGCGACCUACAGAAUCAAGAGGCUAACCCUCCCCCGCCAGUGUCCGAGCGCCCCAAACAGCAGGCAGCCCCGCUGCCGCUACGGCCGUCUCUCGUGACUAACCCACACUAUUCAAACCCGGACAACAAGAGAAAAGUCUCAAUUAUGGCAGACGAAAAUAGCAAAGACAGAGAAAAUGUACCAUCCGAAAGGAAUGGCCGCGUGUCAAGUCAAGCGGAGGGGCCAUCGCGGCGAAAGAGCAACCUCCACAAUGCUAUGGCAGGAGACAUGGAUACAUCUUGGGAUCGCCCAACGCACAUCGAAGGAAAAUACAAGAAAUAUUCAACGACAUCCUCUAUUUAUUCCAAAAAAGCAUUAUCCCAGCAAAGUGAACACAUAGAAAGGUCGUGGUGGUACGCUUGUUGUGCAAAGUGCCAUCAAGAAGACUCCGGCAUUCCCUCGUGGGAACCUCCUCAUUGGCAGAAGAUAUGUCCAUAUCCGCUAUGUCCAUCUUACCGGCAGUUCGCGCAGACCUUAUCAGUAUUCAUCAUUGGUAUAUUGGUGUGGGCGGGUGUAUGGAUCAUCAUGGGCGACACCGUAGCGCCCGGCGGGCAGCUGUUCACGCUGACAGUGCUCACCAUAGCGGCCUACUUCGGCGGCUGGCUGAUGGUCAAGAUAACCACGCUCCCGGCGCUCAUAGGAAUGCUCAUCGUAGGAAUCAUUAUGAAAAAUGUUGGUUUUGUCCACUUUGAUGAAGAUUACCAAAAAGUCUGCUCGUAUAUAAGGAAAAUAGCUUUAACGAUAAUUUUAACACGAGCCGGCCUGGAUUUGGACCCCGUUGCCAUGAAAAAGUUCUUCUUUACUGUAAUUAAACUAGCCUUGGUACCGUGGACCUUCGAGUGUGUUCUGUGUGCAGUGUUGGUGCACUUCUUGCUGGGGCUACCUUGGGAUUGGGCAUUCCUUUUAGGAUCGGUAGUAGCCGCCGUGUCACCCGCCGUCAUUGUGCCUUGCCUAUUCAGACUCAGAAACAAAGGUUACGGAGUAUCUAAGGGCAUCCCGACUUUGGUCCUCGCCGUGUCCGGAGUCGAUGACGCUGCCAGUGUAGCCGUGUUCGGAAUUGUCUCCUCCAUCAUGUUCUCUAGUUCCUCCAUGACUAUGAAUAUUAUCCAAGGUCCCUUGAGUAUAAUUCUUGGAAUCGUGUUCGGUGGAGCUUGCGGCUACCUGGUGAAGGUAGUGCCGGAAAAAAACGACGCCUUUGCCGUGCCUCUUCGAGUGCUGAUGUUGUUAGCGGGCGGGAUAGUCUCGGUGAUUGGUUCGGAAGAAAUCGGAUGGGGUGGCGCAGGACCCCUAGCGGUAAUCGCUUUUGCCUUCUUCGCCGGCAAGAACUGGUCGGAGCAGGGGUGGGAGAUGGAAGACAACCCUGUGGCGACCGCCUUUGAAAUAUUCUGGAUGCUCUUCGAGCCCAUGCUGUUCUCCAUUACUGGCGCUCAAGUUGUCAUCGCAGAACUGAAACUGGACUUGGUGUUCGUCGGUGGAGGCAUUUUAGUUGGAUGCAUGAUUCUUCGCGCCAUACUUACUAGCAUCUGCGCUGUGAGAAGUAACCUCAACAUGAAAGAAAAAAUAUUCGUCGGUCUUUCUUGGAUGGCCAAAGCCACCGUACAGGCUGCGCUCGGACCAGUUGCUAUGGACUCUGUAAAAAAGAUGGCGGAACUGGCGGGUACACCUAUCGAUGCCGAUUUGGUGGCAUACGCGGAAAUCGUCCUGAAUAUCUGCAUUCUGUCGAUCGUGAUCACCGCUCCUCUCGGCGCGAUCGUCAUCACACUCACUGGCCCUCGACUACUCACCAAGACCACGAAACCGCCUGUAUUAGAAGGCUGGCGACGAUCGCACCGUCCGUCGAUCCGUGACAUUUCCAUCAUCGACGAGGAAGAACUGGCGGAGCGCGACGCGGAGGCCGACGCGCCGGAGUCGCCGGAGCCGCCGGCGCCCGCGCCCGCCUCGCCCGCCGCCCCCGCGCCCGCGGCCGCCAGCACGCCCGCGCCCGCGCCCAUCACCGUCCAGCCCAACAACCGCACAUGACCGAUCGACUCGCUCUCUAAAUAGCUACUUGACUUUGCUACUUUUUCGAACGAUCGAUAUCGGAGGUCACAUUUAGUGAUGAAAUGUAUAUUUGUAU
Messenger RNA from Cydia amplana, 2944 nucleotides. RefSeq names its product sodium/hydrogen exchanger 9B2-like. Gene Ontology annotation, biological process: proton transmembrane transport. The record is from RefSeq and is a predicted model, not a curated record. Gene Ontology annotation, molecular function: antiporter activity. Gene Ontology annotation, cellular component: membrane. Lineage: Eukaryota; Metazoa; Arthropoda; Insecta; Lepidoptera; Tortricidae. The transcript is spliced from 13 exons. The coding region runs from base 463 to 2847 and encodes 794 amino acids.